Molecule: messenger RNA, 990 nt
Organism: Auanema sp. JU1783
Lineage: Eukaryota; Metazoa; Nematoda; Chromadorea; Rhabditida; Rhabditidae
Source: the annotation of a GenBank genome assembly
AUGCGUCCUCUUUCCUUAAAAGGACACGAUCGUGCUUUGACUCGGGUCCGCUUCAACAGAGAAGGAGAUCUCCUCUUCACUGCUGCAAAAAAUAAAUCUCCCUGUGUGUGGUUCACAGAAAAUGGAGAGAGAAUAGGAACAUAUGACGGACACAACGGAGUAGUCUGGGAUCUCGAUGUAUCCUAUGAUUCCACCCGAAUGGGAACCGCCUCCGGAGAUAACUCAAUCAAGAUUUGGGAUUGUGAAACCGGAAGCAACCUUCAUACCAUCAACAUUCCAACUCCUGGUAAAGCCGUUAACCUUUCCUACUCAGGAAAUUUGGUUGCCUAUGCCACAAUGAAAAUGACCAAGAACUUGUCCGUUCUGGCUAUUUUGGAUACCCGUGAUCCUCAGCAAAUGACUACAGGAGUUGAAUCACCCUUGUUCAGUGCCCAAUCAGAACAAUCCGCUACUUGCUGUAUCUUCAACAGUUUGGAUGACAAAGUAACUGUUGGAUAUGACAACACCGGAAGACUACUCCAGUACGAUCUCCGUAAGGAUGAUGAGCCAAUCGCUUCUAACGAAAGUGUCCACCGUCAAGGUAUCACUGAUAUGCAACUCUCUCCUGAUGGAACUUUCAUCAUCACUUCAUCUCGCGACAAAACCGCUGCUCUUCUUGAUGUCAACACUUUGGAACACUUGAAAACUUACAGAUCUGAGAGACCCGUCAACUCAGCUUGUAUUUCCCCUAUUCGUGAUCAUAUUUGUCUUGGAGGAGGAGAAGACGCUAUGAUGGUAACACAAACUGCUGUAUCCGCUGGUCAUUUCGAAGCUAAAUUGUAUCAUUUGGUCUUCGAGGAGGAGUUCGCUCGAUUCAAGGGUCAUUUCGGUCCAAUUAAUACCAUGGCUUGGCAUCCAGAUGGAACCACACUAGUAACAGGAGGAGAAGACGGUUACGUUCGAGUGCAAACUUUCGAUGAUGAUUAUCUUGAAUUUAAAUAUGAUUAUUAA